CUUUCCAUUACAAACACGAAAACAUAUAUUAUUGGCUCACUGCUCGUACACCCUAGUAAUGAGUCUAUGUGAUUCAUUCUAGUGUUUUUGAACUUUGAUUAUUAGGGAUUUAGAGAUACUAAUGUUGAUGAACUAAGGUUCUCUAUAUUUGUGUGAGACAAACAACAUGAAAAUACUUACAUAUAACACACAUUUUGUAUGUAGAUUACAAGAUAUAAGAAUGAAAAUCAAUAUUUGCAAAGUAAGCACCAAUGAAUAAGGGAGGAGAGUAUCAUUUCCUAAACAAUAUCAUAUUGUAAGCCUCAUUGGUUGGAUUUUUUAUCCAUAUUUUUUGGUAUGUUAAGUUGAAGAAGUUUAAACGUCUUUAAUAUCCAAAACUAUGAUUUUCUAAAGGAAAAUAGUGAAGCUUAGAUGGUCUGAUACUCUUUCUUUCCGUUUGUAGUUAUUGAUUUCUCAUUUUGUUAAUUAGAAUAUUUAUUGUCUCGAUAUAGAUUGAAUUAUCAAGUGACAAUAGUCUUCCAUCACAAAUAUGAAAAUAGUUAUUUAUAACACACAUUUUGUUUGUGGAUUACAAGAUAUACGAAUGAAAAUCAGUGAUUGCAAACUGAGCAGCAGGAAAUGAGGGAGAAGAGUACCAUGUCCUAAACAAUACCAUAUUGUAAGCCUCGUUAGUUGAAGUGUUUAUCUGUCUUUUAUAGUAUGUUAAGUUGAAGAAGUUUAAACAUUUUAAUACCCAAAAUUAUGAUUUUCUGAAAACAAAUAGUGUGAUAUUCUUUCUUUACAUUUGUUGUUAUUGCUUUCUCAUUUUGUUAAUUAGAAUAUAUAUUUUCUCGAUGUAGAUUGAAUUAUCAAGUGAAAACAAUCUUGCCUGGAAUCAAAUGUGGAGGGGUCUCACUUGGAAGCUUGGGGUCGAUAACCAAACAUUAUUUUGAAACUAACAAAGAUGGUGCUUUAUCGAGAGAUAAAGAAUCAUUUUUUAGUUCUUUCACUUUCAAAUUGAUUGUUACACAUAUUUUUUUGAUUUGCUUAUUCUCAUAUUUCCUACAUAAACGGUAAUUUUUUUUGUUGAUUUAUGCUUGAUAGACUUUUUUAUUGUUAGGAUAUGAAAUAUUUGUUAAUUCAUAAUUUGUGAGAUAAACAUGAAGCAACAACUAACUCCAUUUUUUUUAUUUUUCAGCAACGUAUAUUCAGUUUAGAAAAUUAAACAUCUUCAUCUCUGAACAUCUCUAAUUCAAAUUUAAUAUUCAUUUUAUGUCAAUUUCAAAGUGAAGAAGGUAAAUAUCAUUUUUUUCAUACUAUAAAAUAUUAGUAUUACAACAAUAUUUCUCUACUACUUUAAAUAUGAUAAAUUAUAAACAAAAUGUACAAUAUUUUUUAUUGUCAUUUAUUAUCCUCAGUGGAUUAGUUAGAGGUAAUCUUGUAUACAAAUAUACAAUUAAUAAUUUUUUGUAUUGCUGCAUUUUGUCUUUACUGUGCACCCCUUAACAUCAUAUUAAGAAAAAUGAAACCCCAAAAUCUUAAAAGAAAGAUUUGACAAUUUUAAAAACGAAAAUAAUUUGUGAAAGAAGCACUUAUUAUUUAGUUGGCAAUCCAUAAGGGUCAAUCAGUCAAUGAAAUAUCCAACAUACACCAAAAUACUCAUCUUUUACAACAAUCACUAGAACAUUCAUUGCUCAUCCAACAUUGUAAUUCAAAUAAAAAAUUUCAAAAUUGAGUAAGUAUUAAUUUUUCAAUCAAAACAUACUGAAAAACAUAUUGCUAGGGACCGGUUUCUUCAAAAGUCUCCGUACCUGAUGACUCGGUAUUUGCACAUGUUUUCCCCUUUGUUUCUUGAUUGUUUGAGCUUGAAUUAUUGCGUCUUUGGCCUAUUUUAUGCUAGGUUGUGUUCCUUUGUCCCAUUUCAGGUCCUAGCACAUAAAGUGAAGCAUAGGCGCAAGUUUCAAGUCAAUCAGAGAUCAAUUGACGAUUCGAGAGAAGAAACUCGGGCAUGACCUGAAGAAGAAUGGAUUUCUACCUCACUUUAUGGACAAAGAAUCAGGCAAGCUUGUUAUGAAACGAAAGAGGACGAGACUACGAGCGUCUGGGAUCAAACGGCGAUUGAUUCGGAGUCCGGACGAGGGAGAAACGAAGCAUUAAACAGAGGCUGAGCAAGCUGCACGGGCAGACCAGCGUGGCCACGCACGGCCGUGCAAGUGACCAGUUUGGCCGUGCGGGAUUGUGCGUGGGCACGCACGGGAUUGUGCGUGGCCACGCACGGCCGUGCAACAUACAAUUCUGGCCGUGCGAGUUGGCUGAGGUUCAACUAAUUGAUACGCCGCGUUUUGAGGUGCACGGCCAGAAUGGUGAUGUGCACGGCCGUGCACCGUGGCCGUGCGAGUCGGGAUUUCCUGGUUUUAAGCCAAAUUCCGAACCAAAGAAGAGAGAGAGCUGGGUUUUGGAUCCCAAACACCCAAGGGACGAACCCUAGAGAGAGAGAGCGACUUGGGAACAUUCUUGGAGCUAUUUUGGAAGAUUUCUUCGCCAUUGGAGCUCGGGAAUCAAGCUUGGAGAUAGAGAUUGAAGAUCUAGAUCAGAUUUCUGCAGUCUCUCUCUUCUCUAUGGAGUAACUUCCCUUCACUUAGGUUUUGAGGAACCUUAGUUCCAUGAGUUAGGAUCUUUCUUGUAUGAAGUUUUGGAUGCUAUAUUGUUUGAUUAUAAUCGAAUGAUGCAUGUUUAUUGAGUCAAUUGAAGUCUGAUCAACUUUUCCUGAUUCCUGCUGCAAUCUGAGAUAGAUAGAAUCUGAUUAGGUUGCUAGAGUCUCAUCAUUCGGUAGUAGGAGAUUGGCUAUACGAGAGUUAGCCAGUUUACUGCUUUGUACUGGAAUCCAAUUCCAGUAGUGGAGUUCUGUGCUUAUUGCUUCAGCUUUCUAUCCCGGUGAAGACUAGUCGUCUGCCGGAUAGUUAGACUGAGAGGGCUUGGUCAGCUUAAGAGAUUCCAAGCUACUGUCGGAUCUUCCACAGUUUAAUCAACAGUAAAUCAACCAAAAUGAAUUACAACUUGGACCUAAUUGAGGAGCUAGGGGGAAUCAUACCUAAGUGAGUUCCCAAACUGUAAUUAGUAGUUUUACUUAGUUUAGUUAGUAGAGUAGUUUAGUUAAUCAAUCCUUAAUCUAGUUUGCUAGAUAAUGAACUGAAGCUGAGUAAUAGUAACUCUAGAGACCCGUGGAUUCGAUAUUUAUUACUUGUGCCACUAUACUGCAGUCCCUUUCAUUGGUUACACUUGGCCAUUGUUAGGUGUUGUGUUUUGGAGCAUCAAGUUUUUGGCGCCGUUGCCGGGGACUUUCUAGAGUAUUAGGAAAGGCAGAAGUUUGUUACUUUAGCGUUUUUCGUUUCUUUUCUUUUCCACCCUUGCUUUUCACUUGGGUGUUUUUGUUUUUGUUGGUGCAGAUCUGAAUCAUGGAUCCUAAUGGCUUCUCCAACCAGUGGGGGUAUCCACCACCAUCCGAGUGGUAUUACCCCGCUACUCCCUACAGCAAUCAAGGAGGAGAAGACUAUGGAUUCGGGUUCCAGUACCAACCCCCUUACUACGGAGAACAAUCAGACCCCUGGGCAUAUCAAGAACAACCUCAUUACCAAGAAGACUUUCUCCCACAACCAGAAGGGCCAUCGGAUCUGGAGUUACCCAUGGCGGCCUUCACGGGCCAUUCUGCAGAGCCAUGCUACACUCCACAGCCAGAUCCAAACUAUGAAUUGAGGCUUCUCGUGGAGCAGAUUGCUCGAGUACCUGAGAGAUCUUUUCCCGAGAUGGAUCCUCAUAUCCAGGCCAUUGCCCAAACUGACUUUUCCUUCCCCCGUGAAACAGAGGAUACCAUCCGGAGCAUAAAGAAGCACCUAGAGGUCAUUGAGAAAGCUUGUUCACAGUUUUCUCAAGACAACCUUUAUGCUGCCAUACAAGUAGAGGAGGAGGAAGAAAAAGGCAAUCAUGAGGAUGUUGAGGAGCAUACAGAAGUUGUCACAGAAAGCUCCCAUGAUAAUCAUGAUCAAGUGUAUCCUCUGGUGGUAGAUCAUAACUUUCACCAUUUCCACUCUGACAUGCUGGGCUCGAGUGAGGAGAUGCAAGCUGAACUUAUCGAGAACCUUGCAUGGAGACUUGCUCUCCAAUUCGUGCUGGAAGAAGAAGAGCGAGAAAGGGUGCAGAAAGAAGUUGUGGAGGAUGAAGAAAGUGAAGCAGGAGGAGUUCUUGAUCUUUUCCCAGGGGUGAUACCACAUGAAGAAGAAAGAGAGGUUGAGGAAGCAAUUGGCGUCCAGGCUGAGGAUGAAGUUGAGGUGGAAGAGGCAUGCACCGGCCAUGAGUUGCAAGUAAUAUCCCCACCAAACUUCGAGGAGCUGCUUGGCAAGGACCCAUUUGCAGUGUCUCUUUGCCAGACCAAGGCCACAUCGACAUCGGUCCCUCUUGGUGGACGCGAUGGUGGCCAAUCGAUGCUGUCAUAUCUGGUUUGGGGCAAUGAGACGAGAGAAGAGAAGAAGAGGUCUCUAGGGUGGAGACUUCAUCUACAUCAAGUACAUGAGCCUUCCUCACCUGCCACACCACAUGCUCGUGACUUGAGACUCCACCUCAUCGACGAGAACCUCAACUUCAAGGAGGUUCUAGCAUGGACCGAAACUUAGGAGCCAUCGUCCGGCUCACGACGUGAAAGAAGCGCUUGUUGGGAGGCAACCCAACCAGUCGGUUUGCAUUUCUUUCUCUAUUUAUCCUCGGUUGAGUCAGUUUUGUUAUUUGAUUUUAGAGUCAAUAACUCAACCUUUGUGAGAUUUUGUGUGGUGUUUGUGUUCUGAUUACUCUCUCUUUCUGGGAUGCACCGCCUGACCCGUACAUCAUCAUUCACCCUUGAUCUGGUAACUUCGUUCUACCCUCCUUAUCUUUCCUCCAUUGAGGACAAUGUCGUGCUUAAGUGUGGGGGGAUGUUCGAUUAUGUAUGCGGGUGAAUGUUUGGCUGUUUGUGUGCUUGGAGCCUAGUCCACUGUCCAAAUUUUUAAAUUUGAGGGCUCCAAGUACGUGUUCCUUGCAAUUGCCUGCUCAGUAUGCUUUGAAUUGACAGUCUUUAUAGUAAUAUGCAACCUAGGGAGGUAGUGUAGCACUAUGGAGGAUGUUGAUGCAUUUAAGAAGUCUCAUUGCUUCUUCAUAUGGUGUUGGUUGAUUGAGUGAAUUAGUGAUCUUAGGACCCUUGAAUUGUGUGGUGUUGUGGAUUCUCUACCUGUCAUGGACUCUUGUAUCAUGUUUUGAGUUUAACAGGUGCUCGAAAAUGUGCUUCAAAAUAAACGUCUCCCGUGCGAAUAGGGCGAAAGUGUGUAAGGGGAGACGGGAAUUCGUUCCCAAUUUCCACCUACUACCUCCAGCCCCCUUACAUGUCUUUCCCCCGCACGAGGCUCGAGACAUCCGCUCCUGGCAUGGCCGGUAAGAGCAGGUUGGGACCCUUGAAAAAGAAAAGAAAAGAAAAAUAUCAGAAAACAAGCAAAACAAAAAAAAGGGGUCUCAACCAUCUUCAAGAAGCAGAAAAUAGAGCACCUUGAAAAAUGUGAGUCCAUGAUCUGUUGUUUUUGAGAAUCUCCUCAUCCACAAUUCAUUUGUCCUCUGUUCACUAUUUGCCAUGAUGCCGACUCGCCGAAGAAGUUAUGAGAUGACUUGUGCGUCGGUUGACCUCGUAAGCUGCUAAAUGAUCUAGGAAGUCCUCUACCUACGAUCUGGGUUGUUUGUUGCUAUAGAGGUCUGGAGAGUUGCAUUGGUUUGAGUUAGGUUUGCUUGGGGACAAGCAAACAGUUAAGUGUGGGGGGAUUUGAUGACUCGGUAUUUGCACAUGUUUUCCCCUUUGUUUCUUGAUUGUUUGAGCUUGAAUUAUUGCGUCUUUGGCCUAUUUUAUGCUAGGUUGUGUUCCUUUGUCCCAUUUCAGGUCCUAGCACAUAAAGUGAAGCAUAGGCGCAAGUUUCAAGUCAAUCAGAGAUCAAUUGACGAUUCGAGAGAAGAAACUCGGGCAUGACCUGAAGAAGAAUGGAUUUCUACCUCACUUUAUGGACAAAGAAUCAGGCAAGCUUGUUAUGAAACGAAAGAGGACGAGACUACGAGCGUCUGGGAUCAAACGGCGAUUGAUUCGGAGUCCGGACGAGGGAGAAACGAAGCAUUAAACAGAGGCUGAGCAAGCUGCACGGGCAGACCAGCGUGGCCACGCACGGCCGUGCAAGUGACCAGUUUGGCCGUGCGGGAUUGUGCGUGGGCACGCACGGGAUUGUGCGUGGCCACGCACGGCCGUGCAACAUACAAUUCUGGCCGUGCGAGUUGGCUGAGGUUCAACUAAUUGAUACGCCGCGUUUUGAGGUGCACGGCCAGAAUGGUGAUGUGCACGGCCGUGCACCGUGGCCGUGCGAGUCGGGAUUUCCUGGUUUUAAGCCAAAUUCCGAACCAAAGAAGAGAGAGAGCUGGGUUUUGGAUCCCAAACACCCAAGGGACGAACCCUAGAGAGAGAGAGCGACUUGGGAACAUUCUUGGAGCUAUUUUGGAAGAUUUCUUCGCCAUUGGAGCUCGGGAAUCAAGCUUGGAGAUAGAG
Molecule: messenger RNA, 6577 nt
Organism: Linum trigynum
Lineage: Eukaryota; Viridiplantae; Streptophyta; Magnoliopsida; Malpighiales; Linaceae
Source: the annotation of a GenBank genome assembly